This is a messenger RNA of Penicillium taxi, 441 nucleotides long. RefSeq lists its product as uncharacterized. The record is from RefSeq and is a predicted model, not a curated record. Lineage: Eukaryota; Fungi; Ascomycota; Eurotiomycetes; Eurotiales; Aspergillaceae. The coding region runs from base 1 to 441 and encodes 146 amino acids. The transcript has a single exon.
AUGGAUAUCUGCACACCAUUCGAAGGCAAUUCCGAUUUAUAUGGUCUUGGUAUCCGGGUUGGAGUUUAUCUGCAGUGGGUUUCAGCAUGGACCAGUCUUCUUCUAGAUCCAGAAUCAGCGCAGGCCACCUACGAUGCUAACUCAACAUUUGUCUUUGCUAUACUGGUUGCAACUAUUAUCGCAGCACAGCAGGGUUCAUCAGCCAUUGAGAUGUAUAUCAUGUUGCAGUUUAUGCUUGGAUUUUUUAUCACUACACUCAGCACGCUGGGCGUACGUCUGUGGUUGAUGAGCCCUGAUCGGCUCGCUAAGCUGGAGACAAUGAUCAGAGCAGUCAAGUCAGAAUGGAACGCUGAAUGGAUUAGACUACAUCGCAUAAUCGAGGAGCCAUAUUCACAUAAUGUGUUGGAGGAAUUGGCACUGAAGUCCUGGAAUCAGAUGUAA